AUGGCGUUCAACUUCAACUGGUCGCCUUUAAUGGCGGACGCGGGUUUUUACACUCGCGCCCAAGAACUCUUGACGGCCGCCCUGAAUAAAUCGCCAAAACCGCCCAUUAUCGUCGAUGAUAUUAUAGUCACCGAACUCAACCUGGGCUCCAUGCCCCCUGACUUGGAAAUCCUGGAGAUCGGAGAUCUAGCGGAGGACCGAUUUCGAGGAAUUUUUAAAAUGUCGUAUUCCGGCGAUGCUUUCUUGACUCUAAAGACCCGAGUUCAAGCCAACCCACUCAACACCUACCUGAUUACUCGACCUUCUUUUGCGUCGCCGAAACCUUUGGCUGCCGCUACCCCGCUCACCAUUCCUCUCCAAAUUACCCUCUCCGAUUUCAAGCUCUCAGGCUUCGUAAUAUUAGUCUUUUCGAAACAAAAAGGAAUUACGGUUGUAUUUCGAAAUGACCCACUAGAAUCUUUGAAAGUCUCGUCAACCUUCGACUCUAUUCCCUUUGUGCGUGAUUUUCUACAGAAAGCGAUCGAAGCGCAAUUACGAAUUCUCUUUAUGGACGAAUUACCCGCCAUCAUUCAUCGACUAUCACUUCGUCUAUGGGUUCCCGAAUACCGCGCAGGGGAAGAUGCGCAGAACGAGUCCGAGAACACCGACAAGACCACCAGUGAAGGUCCCGGCCAUGACCCGCUGGCGAGCCCGCCACAAGACCCCGUCGACUCGCUUGGAAAUGCAUUAAAUGAAACCGAAAUCGCAUCUUUGUCUCUAGACUCGUCGGUAGAAACACACUCUCUGUUCUCCCAAAAGAACCUGCUCCGUCUCGCCGCCCUUACAGAUUCCCAACGAACCCUUUCACUCUUCACACCUUCUAUCACCGAAGUGGUCUAUCGCGCUUGGACAUCACCUUCCGAUCCUAGCGAAUUCCCAGCUAGCGUCCUGUCCCCCCUCAGCCCGGCUUUGUCUCGCACCCACUCGCAGGUGGGCAGCAUGUCCUCAUCGAUCCAUGAAUCCGGCAGCACUGUCUCUCUACAAAGCCGACCAUCUCUAUCAAGUCAUUCACUUAGCAGCUACGGCCUCAGUUUGGGAGCAGGACGUCACUCGAAAGCCAACUCUCGAAGACGCAAGAAGCGUGUGGUGGAUCUGCGCCGUCCCAAGACCACCGACGACGCGAUGAGCGUGAGUGACGAUGGGACCCACACAGAGUCCACUAGUCCUCCAUCCAUCGCUUCCGCUCCCCUUCCCAUUGUGAAUGAGCAAUCUGAUGACCCAGUGACACCUCCACUGUCCCCCGAGACAGAUGCUCACUUGCCGACCAUUCCCGAGCGACACCGGACAAGCAUCUCUCGACCUACCGACAUGGCUUAUGAAAAGUGUGAACCGUCUUACCUGCAUGAAACAAUUCGCCCUUCGAAGUUCCCUGACUUUGAUGCUACUCCUCGCCCCUUGCGUAACAGCUCUCAAAAUGAGAAGGCUGAAGCCAGUUCCUCAAGUGCCGCUCGGCAGCCAUUGCCCGCCACCAUUCUUCCCUUCACAGAAAAGGAUGAAGAAAGCAAGGGCCCCGUUGACCCUCUUCUAGUCGAACGUCUAGCCGGAGAGAUAGCUCGCCGAAUGCGCGAAGAGAAGCUCAUGUCAAACAACGCAUGUAGCAACUUCUGGACUCGCGGUCAGGAUGACACGCCUCCCCCGGCCUAUGGUCAUUGA
Messenger RNA from Penicillium angulare, 1692 nucleotides. RefSeq names its product MDM34 family protein. Gene Ontology annotation, molecular function: lipid binding. Lineage: Eukaryota; Fungi; Ascomycota; Eurotiomycetes; Eurotiales; Aspergillaceae. Gene Ontology annotation, biological process: mitochondrion organization; phospholipid transport. The transcript has 2 exons. Gene Ontology annotation, cellular component: ERMES complex. Bases 1 to 1692 code for a protein of 563 amino acids. The record is from RefSeq and is a predicted model, not a curated record.